CAGUUCCAAUUUAAAAUUCACAUUUUAGUUGUGAAAUCACAAUUGUAGUGAAACAAAGUUCCACAUUAAAUAGUUACCAAUUGUGAUAAAAGAUACACCUUGUAAUAUUAAUCCUCUUUAUGGUACAGUAUCUGUGAGAAAUAUAUACGUCAGAAGAAAAUGAAAGAAUAUGAUUAUUUAUUCAAAAUUAUAGUCAUUGGAGACAGUGGCUGCGGGAAAUCAUCUCUGUUGUUACGCUUUGCAGAUAACACAUAUAGUGAAUCGUAUAUGAGCACUAUAGGAGUAGAUUUUAAAAUUAAAACUGUAAAGAUAGAUAAUAUUACGAUAAAAUUGCAAAUAUGGGAUACUGCUGGUCAGGAAAGGUUCCGUACUAUCACAAGCACCUACUAUAGAGGUGCUCAUGGUAUCAUUUGUGUUUAUGAUGUCACAAAUAAGUUGUCUUUCGACCAUAUUACUGAAACUUGGCUCACAGAUAUCGAGAGAUAUGCCACUUCUAAUGUUUCAAAGUUGUUGAUUGGGAAUAAAAUUGAUCUUGCUGAUAAUCGCGUAGUAACAUCUGAAGAAGCGAAACAGGUUGCAGAAGCACAUAAUAUGAACUACAUUGAGGCUUCUGCUAAGACGGACAGCAAUGUCGAGAAGGCUUUCUUGUCCAUUGCAAAAUCGCUCAAGGAUAAAGCAACUCAGUAUACUUCAAAUCCUACGAGUCCAACGAUCAAUCUAAACACCUCAGCAAAAUUGGCCACAAACAGAGGUGUAAUGGAUUCAUGUCAAGAUAUACCCGGGUUAGGAAAACUGGGAAUUUCAAGCAAAAAAUGUGCAUAA
Messenger RNA from Theileria equi strain WA, 822 nucleotides. RefSeq names its product Ras-related protein Rab1b small GTP-binding protein. The transcript is spliced from 3 exons. NCBI's taxonomy places the organism in Eukaryota, Apicomplexa, Aconoidasida, Piroplasmida, Theileriidae. Gene Ontology annotation, biological process: regulation of exocytosis; protein secretion. The record is from RefSeq and is a predicted model, not a curated record. Gene Ontology annotation, molecular function: GTPase activity; GTP binding. Bases 160 to 822 code for a protein of 220 amino acids.